AUGAAGGAAGGAGGGAUUUUACUGGUGAGAAGUGCGAAUGGGGCUAGAGCAUUUCUUUACCCUGUGGUUGAAGAGCAUGACUUGGUUGGAUUUGAGGUUCUAUCCAUCUUUCAUCCAACUAAUGAUGUGAUCAACUCUAUUGUACUUGCUCCCUUGGGGAAGAACAAGCAGCCACACGUUGCACUCUGUGCUGAUCUGAAGAUUGCUCUGAAAGGUUUGAAUAGGUUGCUGGAGAAGAAGGGAGCUAAGUCCCUGCUCGAUUUCUCUGCUUGGAGAGACGAAAUCAAUGAACAGAAAGCAAAAUACCCAUUAAGCUAUAAAAAUUUAGGAGAAGCAAUUCCUCCACAAUAUGCAAUUCAAGUUCUGGAUGAAUUAACUGAUGGUAAUGCUGUUAUAAGCAUAGGUGUUGGGCAACACCAAAUGUGGUCUGCACAAUUUUACAAGUACAAAAAGUCUCGUCAGUGGCUAACAUCUGGUGGUCUAGGAGCUAUGGGUUUUGGCUUGCCUGCUGCUAUGGGGGCUGCAAUUGCAAGACCAAAUGCUCUAGUGGUAGACAUCGACGGCGAUGGAACCUUCAUCAUGAAUGUCCAAGAAUUGGCGACGAUAAGAACAGAGAACCUGCCUGUGAAGAUCUUGUUACUGAACAAUCAACAUCUGGGUAUGGUUGUUCAAUGGGAGGACAGAUUCUAUCAUUCCAACAGAGCACAUACAUAUUUAGGGAACCCAUCAAAAGAAGAAGAGAUUUUCCCAGACAUGUUGAAGUUUGCUGAGGCAUGCGAUAUUCCAGCUGCGAGAGUGACAAAGAGAUGUGAGCUUAGAGAGGCUAUGAAGAAAAUGUUGGAGAUUCCAGGACCUUAUUUGCUUGAUGUGAUUGUCCCACAUCAGGAACAUGUCUUGCCAAUGAUCCCAAGUGGUCUUUCUUUUAAGGAUGCUAUUACUAAAGGUGAUGGAAGAGCCCAGAAUUGA
Molecule: messenger RNA, 966 nt
Organism: Manihot esculenta (cassava)
Lineage: Eukaryota; Viridiplantae; Streptophyta; Magnoliopsida; Malpighiales; Euphorbiaceae
Product: acetolactate synthase 1, chloroplastic-like
Exons: 2
Coding region: 1-966 (321 amino acids)
Biological process (GO): nicotianamine biosynthetic process; L-valine biosynthetic process
Cellular component (GO): acetolactate synthase complex
Molecular function (GO): nicotianamine synthase activity; acetolactate synthase activity; thiamine pyrophosphate binding
Source: RefSeq, a predicted model, not a curated record